This is a messenger RNA of Vicia villosa (hairy vetch), 1936 nucleotides long. RefSeq names its product rho GTPase-activating protein 2-like. Gene Ontology annotation, molecular function: GTPase activator activity. The record is from RefSeq and is a predicted model, not a curated record. Bases 192 to 1640 code for a protein of 482 amino acids. Gene Ontology annotation, biological process: signal transduction. NCBI's taxonomy places the organism in Eukaryota, Viridiplantae, Streptophyta, Magnoliopsida, Fabales, Fabaceae. The transcript is spliced from 4 exons.
AUUUGAAAGUAGUGUCCGUUUGAAUUUAGAACUUGAAUUUAAAAUCUAUGAUAUGAUAAAAAAGCUUCUUGUUCUGAGUAGAAAAUUGAAUGCAACCAACGAAACACAUUAACUAACGCACUUUUCCACCUCAGAAUUUAAAACCACACUGUCCUUUCAUCUUCUCCACCAACAAGAGAGAGAAAGUAGUUAUGACGGGACUUGUCAUGGUUACCAGAGGCGGAGGAAGUAAGAGAACGAGAGAAGCACGGGUGGCUGAGGAAGAGGAAGAGCGGAACCAGCUUUCGCUUGUGGCGUUGCUGUUGGCUGCUAUUAGGAAAUCUAUGGUGGCAUGCAGAGUGGAUAGACCUGAUGAGGUGAUUUCGAGUGUUGGUCAGAUGGAGAUCGGGUGGCCGACGGAUGUUCAGCAUGUUACUCAUGUUACGUUUGAUCGGUUUAAUGGGUUUCUUGGGCUUCCGGUUGAGUUUGAAGUUGAGAUCCCGGGGCGUGUUCCCAGUGCUAGUGUAAGUGUGUUUGGAGUCUCAGCUGAAUCUAUGCAGUGUACUUAUGAUUCAAAAGGAAACAGUGUCCCUACUAUUCUCAUGUUAAUGCAGGAUCGUUUAUAUUCCCAGGGAGGAUUGAAGGCUGAAGGUAUAUUUCGCAUAAACCCAGAAAAUAGUAAAGAGGAGCAUGUGAGAAACCAAUUGAAUAGUGGUAUUGUGCCUGAUGACAUUGAUGUCCACUGCUUGGCGGGACUGAUCAAAGCGUGGUUCCGAGAGCUUCCUUCCGGAGUGCUAGACGGUCUUUCCCCUGAACAAGUUCUUCAAUGCAACACAGAAGAAGAAUCUUUUGAGCUUGUGAAGCAGCUUAAACCAACCGAGUCAGCCUUACUCGGCUGGGCUAUUGAUCUCAUGGCUGAUGUUGUCCAAGAAGAGGAACAUAACAAAAUGAAUGCAAGAAACAUUGCAAUGGUUUUUGCUCCAAACAUGACUCAGAUGUCUGAUCCUCUAACUGCGCUAAUGCAUGCGGUUCAAGUGAUGAACUUGCUAAAGACGUUGAUAAUGAAGACCCUUAGGGAACGUGAAGAAACAGCAACAGGUGGAUAUUCACCCAUGUCUUUUCGGACAUCAUUUCGCCGGUCAGAGGAUGAAUACGACAGUCAGCGAGAAACAGCUACGUGUGGAUAUUCACCCAUGUCCUAUCGCUCAUCCUAUCGUCCAUCUGAGGAUGAAUAUGACAGUCAACUAGAAAUAGACGCAAGCGGUGAAUUGAAAGGGACCAAAUCAGAUUUCAAUGAUCACACUCAUUACAGAAAUAGCAGUGAAGAGGAAUUGGAGGCUGAAUCUCUGACCGAGAUAGAAGAAUGCUUCUUAAAACAGUUGGACGAGAAUGUGAGUACAACCAAAGAAUUCUCAGAAGAAGAACCUGCAGAUUAUUUGCAAGAGUGUGUGAGCUCCAAAAGUUGCUGCGACUAUAGUGCAGAACCAGCUUUAUCAAUUACAGAUAGCAAAACUGUGAAUUCGUGCUUGAGUUCGGACAAAGAAAAGAUAAAUGUUGACGCAAUGAUUCCGUUAAUAGGGUGGACAGACACAGAUGAUGUGGAGAUGGUUGAUAAAUUCACAGAUUCGGUUUCGCCAGUGCCGCUGCUUGCAUCUAGCUAAGAACUUGUUUUCUUUUUAGUAGAAUUUGAAGUACCUUGUUUCAGAUUUUCUCUGUACUAGCAGUUGUGCAUGUGUAUAUGAUUACUACAUGGAGUAGGAACUGUUUGCUUAUUGUGUAUUGUGGACAGAUUAUGUUCAGUUUAGGGCUGAAUUUGAGCUAGUUCUGUUUUGUAUGUUUCUGUACUUGACAACUCUAGCCAUCACAAAUGAGGAUGGCUAUUGGUUAAGGAGUAGCUACAUUUUCAUAUUUCAGUUAGGUGAAAAUUCUAAGCAUAGCAUUGAUUGAUUUAACAUAA